UAGGUGUCCCUGUCCAUUGCAAGGAGUUGGACUGGAUGGCCUUUAAGGGUCCCUUUCAAUUCACAUGGUUCUGUGUGCCAUCUCAUCUCCUUCCCGUCAGUCUUGUGAUCGACAUGAAGUUUCCCAAAGCUAAUUUCCCAGGCUAUCCAGGUGAUGAACUCGAACGCUGGGAUGAAGACCAAGGACCAACGGAAGAACAAAACCUGGUGAUGUUGGUCUGGAGGUUAUGACAGAAGGGCGCAUACCUGCAGGAGACCUACAUAUCACUGAGUGACCCCGACACCGGGGGGAACAUCGCGUGGGCCUGCAGCACGCCCCGACCCCCUGCCGUUCAGCUGCUCCCGUUCCCUUCUCGGGCGCGGGCCGCCCAGCCCGAGGCGCUGCUCGGCGCUGCUCGGCGCGGGGCGGGACUGGAGCAACCCAAAAUCACCGCCGCCGCGCUCGGGACGAGCCUCGCGGGGGGGCUGCGCGGUGCGGUGCCGGGGAGGAGCGCAGCAGCGCUAGUGGCUGCACCCAGAGCCCGGCUGUGGAGAUGUGGCCGCAGAGGGGAGGGGAGCGAGAGCGGCGGCGCCUUCCCCCCGGAGAAGAACGAAGUUAAAUAGGCAGCGCGCUUCCGCCGCGGUCCUCUCCCCUCUUGGCUCCCAGCCUCCGGCGAGACCCCUCCUUCCCGCCCGCCGUGCCCGUGCUGCCGCCCCGCCCGGGCCGCGGGGCAGAGCGCGGCGCAGUACGGUGCGACCCCCCGGCACCGCACGCCCCGCGGAGCCGCGACGCCGUUCGCUCCCGGGAUUCCAUGCCUGAGGCGCCGCGUCCCGCCGAGCCGCCCGUCUGACAGAAGGACCCAGCCAGCUGCAUGGGAGGAGAUGAGCGUGGCGGGGAAGCAGCCGCCUCCAGCACCGCUUGAGCGCCCCGGCAGCCUCCUCGUCCCCACCUGGACUAAAACUGGUAUUGCUUUGUUGUAUGAUGAAGUAUCUGAAAAUGCUCAUGACAUCCGACUGAAGCUCACGAAAGAGGUAUUAACAAUUCAAAAACAAGAUGUCGUCUGUGUUAGUGGAAGUGAUCGCAGUGCAAAUCACAGAACUGUUACACUUCAUAGACAACCAGUUGGUGGCUUGGGCUUAAGCAUAAAGGGUGGUGCUGAGCACAAAGUGCCUGUCGUCAUAUCAAAAAUGUUUAAAGACCAAGCAGCUGACCAAACUGGAAUGUUAUUUAUAGGAGAUGCAAUAAUACAGGUUAAUGGUAUUAAUGUAGAAAGUGCUACCCAUGAAGAAGUGGUACACCUACUGCGAAAUGCUGGUGAUGAAGUUACCAUUACUGUUCAGUACUUCAGGGAAGCUCCAUCAUUUUUAAAGCUCCCAUUAGGUUCCCCUGGACCAUCCAGUGAUCACAGUAGUGGAGCUUCAUCACCUCUCUUUGACAGUGGCUUACAUUUAAAUGGGAACUCAGCUAACACUGCUCCAUCAUCACCUUCUUCGCCCAUAGCUAAUGAACCAAAAUAUGAAAAGCGCUGGCUAGACACCUUGUCAGUUCCUUUGUCAAUGGCUCGAAUCUCGAGGUACAAAACUGGAACAGAUAAAUUGAGAUCUAAUGCAUUUGAAGUGCUGGCACUCGAUGGAGUUAGUACUGGGAUACUUCAGUUUUAUACAGCCCAGGAGAGUGCUGACUGGCUGAGAGCAAUAUCAACUAACAUCAGUGAUUUGACACUGCAAAAUAUGAAAAUGGCAAAUAAAUGCUCUUCUCCCUCAGACCAGGUCAUUCAUAUGGGAUGGGUACACGAGAGAUUUGAAGGAACUGAUUCAUCUCAGCUCUACAAAUUCAAGUUUCUGGCACUGAAGGGUUCAUCCUUCUACAUUUUCAGUACUCCACCGGUAAGCACACUAGACUGGGUACGAGCUGAAAAAAUGUAUAACCUCUGUGAGGUUCUAUUUAAAAUUCACAAGAUGAAGAAUCACAUACUGAAACAUAUCUUUCAGCUCUGGCUUGCUGACGAUUGCUGGCUACAAGCAAACUUGUAUUUUGGUAUUCAUCAAGACUUCGAUUUUGAAGACCACAGGCCCUAUUGUUUCAGUGUUAUGGUUGGACAUGGCAAGAGUCAUUGUUUCAAUGUAGAGCUGGGCAGCGAGUUGGCAGUUUGGGAGAAAUCAUUUCAAAGAGCAAUUUUCUUGGAAGUUCAAAGAACUGGGUCUAAAACGUAUAUGUGCAGUUGGCAAGGGGAUACUCUGUGUUUCACAGUUGACUUUGCUCUGGGAUUUACCUGUUUUGACAGCAAAACAAAGAACGUACUGUGGAGGUUUAAAUUCUCUCAGCUGAAAGGCUCUUCAGAUGAUGGGAAAACAAAAGUAAAGCUGCUUUUUCAGAAUCCAGACACCAAACAAAUAGAGACAAAGGAACUUGAAUUUCAGGAUCUGACGGCAGUUUUACAUUGUAUUCACUCCUUUAUAGCUGCAAAAGUGGCAUCUGUGGAUCCAGUAUUCAUAGACAGCCAGAGUAUUGCAAGAAAAUAUAUGUACAGUAACUGAUAUAAAUGUUGUGACUAUGGCAAAUAAAUUAUUUUCUUAAAGAAAGUAGUUAUUUCAUGCACAA
Molecule: messenger RNA, 2580 nt
Organism: Phasianus colchicus (ring-necked pheasant)
Lineage: Eukaryota; Metazoa; Chordata; Aves; Galliformes; Phasianidae
Source: RefSeq, a predicted model, not a curated record